Molecule: messenger RNA, 2660 nt
Organism: Racocetra persica
Lineage: Eukaryota; Fungi; Glomeromycota; Glomeromycetes; Diversisporales; Gigasporaceae
Source: the annotation of a GenBank genome assembly
AUGUCCAACAUUCCACCUAGCCAGUCUCCCCUAUCCCGCCCUCCUUCUUCGCCUCCAAAUUCUCGCCCGAUGCAGGCUACAGAUCCCAACCAGCAAAUACAGCAAAUACAAAGAGGACCUUCUCCAUAUCAAUCUACACCUCUUGGCCCUGGUGGUGCAUCUGUCAAUCAAAGACCUAUUGCUCCCUAUGGACCUCCUGGUGGAAUUAAUCCUCAAACGCGACCUCCAAUGCCCGGUAUGAGUCCAUCGCCACCCUUACCAGCAGGUUAUCGCCCACCCUCUGCUCAGGCUCCAUAUACUGGUGCACCUCCAGGAAUGUCACCUGGACAGCCUGCCAUUCCACCUCAGUCAGGAAUAAGGCCAACCGCUUCUCCAGCCUUCAGGCCUGGAAAUUUACCGCAAACCUCUUCGGGACGUCCUUUAUCAUAUCCAAAUCAAACAACUAUGGGUCAUAACUAUCAAGCAAUGCCAGCAAAUUCGACAUCACCACCACUACCUGUAGAGAGUCCAGAAUCUCCAACAGGUCAACGUUCUCAAACACCGCCCUCGACAAGUCAUAAACCGAAACGUCUAUAUCCGAAGCAAAUCUCGGAGGCCUAUACAGAUUCUAACACGUACGGUGGACAAUAUCAGACUUUUACUCCUGCAGUGGCACCCGGUGGCAUUGGGCAGCAGAUACAACCACCAGCCAUUGAGCAGAAUGCGUACCAGCAGCCACAAUUCUUUACACCAGCUGGAGAUCAGAAUUAUCAGGCAGCGAUGCCUUCGAUGACGCCCGCUCAUUAUUCUCAACAAUAUCCACAACAACCUGCAAUGAAUGCUUCAAUGGGUGGUUUGACGAGUCAGCUAAACAAUAUGAAUCUCGGGGGACAUUCACAGGCUCAAUUGAUUACCGUUAACUUGAUCGGUACUCCGCCAAAUGUCGGAGACCUGGAUGCUCCACCACCACCUAUUAAUUUACCACCUAAUGCGUCUGUCACUCCAUCGGACAAAGCGAAUUGUGACCCAUCUUAUAAACGAUGUACUCUUAAUUGUGUUCCCGCUACAGCAAAUCUUCUCAGCAAAUCCAGAUUACCAUUUGGUCUUAUUAUUACCCCUUAUAGAAGCUUGAAAGAGGGUGAUGAACCAAUUCCAGUGGUCACAGAUACCGUUAUUGCAAGAUGCCGAAGGUGCAGAACCUAUAUUAAUCCUUUUGUUACUUUUGUUGAAGGUGGACAAAAAUGGAGAUGUAAUUUGUGUUUCUUGUUAAACGAAGUACCAUCACAGUUUGAUUGGGAUUUACAAACUAGCCAACAAGCAAAUCGAUGGAAACGAGCGGAACUAAACCAUGCUGUUGUUGAAUUUGUAGCACCUACAGAGUACAUGGUCCGUCCACCUCAACCACCAGUAUAUUUAUUUGUGAUCGAUGUAUCAUAUCCUGCUGUACAGUCCGGUGCUGUCGCAACUGCUGCAAGGACUAUUUUGGAAUCACUAGAUCGAAUACCUAACGAAGAAAAUCGUACAAAGAUCGGGUUUAUCACAGUGGAUACAUCAUUACACUUUUACAGUCUUAAUUCUAACUCAUCUGAACCUCAAAUGUUGGUUGUUUCUGACCUUGAAGACGUGUUUCUUCCACAACCCGAUGAUUUAUUAGUAAAUUUAACUGAAGCUCGUUCGGUAGUUGAGUCGUUGCUUAGUCGUCUUGGUGAUAUGUUCAAAGAUACACAUAUUGUCGGCAACGCUCUGGGAUCUGCUUUGCUGGCCGGCUUCAAAUUAAUUUCUCCGAUAGGUGGUAAAAUCGUAGUGUUACAGUCUAGUCUACCAAAUAUUAAUCCUGGACAAUUGAAAACUCGAGAAGAUUCUAAAGCAUUGGGGACUCCAAAAGAAUCUUCUCUUUUACAAUCUGCAGAGCCUUUUUAUAAAAAAUUUGCUGUUGAUUGUUCUCGAUCACAAGUUUGUGUGGACAUGUUCUUACUCGGAUCACAGUAUUCUGAUGUAGCGACAUUAAGUUGCUGUCCGCGGUACACUGGUGGACAAACUUAUUUUUAUCCUGCAUUUAAUGCUGGUAGAUCAGAAGAUGCUCUUAAGUUUGCCCAUGAAUUUGCAGAAUUUUUGGCCAGUCCAAUUGCAUUGGAAGCAGUAAUGCGUGUUAGAGCUUCAAAAGGUCUGCGUAUGACUGCUUUUCACGGGAAUUUCUUUGUUCGUCAAACGGAUCUGCUCGCUUUACCAAAUGUUUCAAGAGAUCACUCUUACGCCAUCGAAGUUGGUAUAGAAGAAAACAUAACAACACCAACUGUUUGUUUUCAAACUGCUCUUUUACAUACAACUUGCUUUGGUGAAAGAAGGAUUCGUGUGUUAACGUUAUCAUUGCCAGUUACAAAUAGUAUAAGCGAACUUUAUGCUUCAGCCGAUCAAAUAGCUAUAUUGACAUUAUUGGCAAAUAAAGCGGUGGAAAGGUCGUUAUCUUCAAAAUUGGAAGAUGCACGAGAUGCGUUAACAAAUAAGUUGAUUGAUAUUUUUGGCGUAUACAAAUCAGCUAUUACUGGGUCUCAAGGAGCUUCGCCCCAAUUACAAAUUUGUAAUAAUCUGAAAAUGUUGCCUUUGUUAGCACUUGGGCUUCUUAAGCAUGUCGGUUUACGUGCCAGUUCACAAAUUCCAACGGACUUACGAUCUUAUGCGAU